This is a messenger RNA of Homarus americanus (American lobster), 8350 nucleotides long. RefSeq names its product centrosomin-like. The transcript is spliced from 14 exons. Gene Ontology annotation, biological process: negative regulation of centriole replication; regulation of mitotic cell cycle spindle assembly checkpoint; establishment of mitotic spindle orientation. The record is from RefSeq and is a predicted model, not a curated record. Gene Ontology annotation, cellular component: perinuclear region of cytoplasm; mitotic spindle pole; pericentriolar material. Gene Ontology annotation, molecular function: microtubule binding; transcription cis-regulatory region binding; protein kinase binding. Lineage: Eukaryota; Metazoa; Arthropoda; Malacostraca; Decapoda; Nephropidae. Bases 544 to 6816 code for a protein of 2090 amino acids.
GAGUUGAGUGCCGUGGGUGGUGGAUGUCGAUUACUUUUUUUGGGAGUCGUUCACCACCACCGCCUUAUAUUUUUUUUAUUGUGUUGUGUCGUAGUUAACUUUUAUUGAUGUUUUAAAAAGUUGAUUGGUGAUGCGUUUACGAAUUUAUUUGUUGUUUUAAUUGUAACUAUCUACUCUUUGUAUGGUGACCUGACCUGGCCUGACCUGACCUGGCCAUUAGUUUCCGUGAGGCGAGUUUGUGUUUAAAUGGUUCUUAAAUUGAUGUGGAUAUUUUAAUAGUUUGUGAAAUUUUGUGCCUCGUCAGCUUGAGUUCAGCAAUUAGGUUUUUGCCACGGGUCAAACCAGCUCAAGUUCUCUUCAGGCAACAAGUUAAGCUAAGUUUACUCAGCUUUGUCCACCUAUCAUGUGGGUCAGCUUAACUCCCGCUUAGUCAAGAAUAACCUGGAUUUCAUCACCCUGAGAAAUUAAGCUUCACCGCCGCCAUGAUGCUGGUCAGCUUAACGCCAGCUUGACACCCGCCGUUCCCCUUCCUGGGUAAACAAGAUGACGGUCUCACUGUUAAGCUUAGUGUUUUGGUCUGUAGUUCUUGCACUUGAUCACUGCACCAUAGCACUGUCGUUGCAUCGCCUCUGCACGCCCGCCCACACGCCCAUCACAGCAUGUAUGGCUUCCAGAGUGGGCGGCUGGUUACCACCCUCUGGACCAGCGCCGCCCACACCAAUUGGUUACUCAUUCUCUUUCAGUGGAAGUCCAGCACAAGUCCAGGAUGCCAACAGUCUGGACUCUUCUGGUAGCAGCUCCAUCCCCUUCUCCCUGGGUCUGCGGUCGCCGGGGAAGGUAUCACCCCUGCGAGGACGGACCAUGAAGGAAUAUGAAGAGCAACUGGGUAACCUGAAGAAGGAGAACUUCUCCCUCAAGCUACGCAUCUACUUCCUGGAGGAGAGGAUGGACCAGAAGUACGACAAGGAGGACAAAGAUGAACUGUAUAAGACCAAUAUUGAACUGAAGGUGGAAACAGAGGCACUGAAGCAAGAGUUGUACGACAAGCAGGAGUUGGUGCGUCAGGCAUCCACGGCUCUGUCAGGGCUAGAGCAGCAGUUUCAGGAGCAGGUGGCACAGAUGAAAGAUCAGCACGAGCAGGAGAAGGAGAAGCUGCACACCCACGUUGAGCAGCUGCAGAAGGAAGUCGACGACCACGUUCAUCGUUUCCGGGAAGAGAGAGGCCGGCUGGGGGAACUAUCUCAGCUAUGUGGCCUGGCGUUCAGCACAGAGGAGGAGAUACCCGAGACCCUGCAAGUGGUCCCUCCCUCCAAGGAUAACCUGAGCCUGCCGCUGAAUCUUGCUGGCUUUAAUAACUUUGCCACUAAGUCACCUGUGCAAGGAUUGUUCAGCAUGCCGACCACGAUGUCACAAACGGCUGCCCUCGAACAGUGUCGGCCCGAGGCAACGACCGACGUCCAACCCGCCCAGGAGUCGGCCGAGGAGAAGGUGUCGUCACUCAAGGCCCGGGUGGUCGAGUUAGAGAGCCGAGUGACUGAGCUCGAGGGUGAACUGGCGGCCAAGGAGGAGACGACCUGCAUACUGGAGGGGGAUAUUGCCAACCUGCAGAAGGAGUUGGAGGACAAGGUGGAGAAGAUCGCCGACUUGGAGGUAGAGGUGACGGAGAAGGACUUGAAGAUUGAUGACGUGAUGCAGGAGUUGGAGACCAGGCACAUAGAGAUGCAGGCUAAGGACGAUCAGAUACAGAGCCUCCAUUAUGACCUGAAUAAAGUCGAGCCGGAGAUAGAGGUUAAGGUUCAGGAGAUCAUCGAACGUGACCGAAUCAUCGAGGAAAAAAUAGAACAGAUUGAACAGCAGAACAAGAUAUUGGUGGAGAUCCAGAUUACCCUGGACGAGAAACAGAAACAGAUCGCCGACAUGGAACACAAGAUCACCGAGUCGAGCGAGAAGAUCAAGAAACUCACCGAAGACCUUGAUAAGUCCUGUAAAGUCAUCCAGACUUUUGCUGAAGAAGUUCAAGCUCGAGAUAAGGAGAUCGCGGCUCUCAGGAAGGAAGUAAAGCGCAAGGAGAAGAAGAUCCGGGACCUGGUGGCAGAGCUGAAGGAGGCUCUCGACAUGCUCAACAAGGCCAAGUGGGAGGCGGAGACCAGCGGCGGCGAGGACGGCGUCAAAGAAAUGGCAGAGGAGGAGAAUGAGCGGCUGUGGGCCGAAUUGGAGUCGCGCAAGAAUGAGGUUCUGGCAAUAAGGGCGGAACACAAACACUCUCUCUCGGAGGCCGAGGAACGCGUGAACCGACUACAGAAACAGUUGGAUGAAAAAAUUAAAGUCUUAGAAGGUCAGCAAGGUAAACACGACAAGGAGACCGAGGAGAGGGAACUGCGUCUGCGAGAACAAGCCCAGCAGGUGGCACAUCUGGAGGGAGAACUUGAGGCACUCCGCGGUGACAUGUCAAGCAGGGAAGGACUACUGCGUACCAAUCAAGGACUCGUCCAGGGUCUUGAGGAGGAGUUAACAGCAGCCAAAGACCAACUGAAGGAGAAGAGGGCAGAACUGGACAUUCUUCAGGAAGAACUGAAGAAGAAAAAUGCCGACAUGCAGGACUUGGUGAAUCGUGAAUUGUGGGAGAGGAACAGGGAGGUGGAACGUCUGCAGGAAAAACUCGGUGCCUUAACGUCGGAUCGUCGGCAGCAGAUUGAGUGUCUGAAGGACGAACUGGAGACCAAGAACAGCGAGUUACGGAGACUGAAGUCCCGACUAAACUGCGAUAAUACCGAGAACGUCGACGGCAACAAAGCUGCCGUGUGUCCGCCGCCGACCGCCAGCCAGCCGGCGGUAAACACCCUAACGACCGACCAACCCAAGAAUGCCGCCCACCUGACGGUAGUUACGGGCUCGGGAGGCGCCGACGCGGUCACCGUGAACCGGCCGUUACACCUGACGUUCACCGACGACAGUUCGGCUUCCGUGCAGAUGCUGUAUCUGGAAAUGAGUAAAGUGAGAAGUGAAGCACAAGCUCUGCGCCUGGAGAGAAGUAUGUUGAAUGAUAAACUCUCCAGUUUACAAGGUCUGUAUGACCAAGUAUGUCAAACUAACACUCCAGUAACCACUAUUGAGCUACAUGAACAAAUGGGUUCUGUGAAGAAACAGCUGGAGGAGACCAAAGAGGAAAACUUACUAAAGGAACGUAAGCACGGAGAAAUAGUCAACGAUUUCCAGUCUCAGGUACAGGUCCUGCGAACAGAACUAAAUAAUGCAAAGAAGAAGAUAAACCAACAGCUGACAGAAGUUACCGUGCGCAAAUACCAAGAGGCUCUGAAAAGACACAAACAGGAAAUUGCCUCACUGAGAAAGAGGCUCGCAGACUCCCACAACGCGUGCGAUCUCCUUCGAACUCGACUGGAAGAGUUGGCAGACUUCUUGGAGCGUAUAUUAGAAAUGGAAGAAAAGGGACUUAUCAAUUUAAGUCAGUUGUCUCCAAAGCAGUUGGCCUCGCUACACAAAACGCUGAACGAGUCUCGUGCGCUCUCUCGCUCCCUGUCGCAGUCUCUCAUGAUCGGUAUGGACUUUACCGACCACGGUGACGACACGCACCUCUCCGGCUCGAUGAGUUCCGUCUCUUCGUGGAGCCUGCAGAGAGAUGACAGUCUUUCCGAAACGCACGAUUACCUGGGAGCCAGCAGUCACGAGGCCAUAGCCAGUCUUCCCGACGAGACGAUGUUACAACCCGAGGACUCCCACGACCCGGCUGUUCAGGCGCUGGCCACACAACUCAACACUCAGAUCGAUCAAAAGGCGAGAGAAAUUGACGCCAUCGCCGAGAAUGUAUCGGUACUCAGUGAAAAGCUGGCAGAGCGAACACAGCAAGUAGAACAACAAGCCGGGGUAAUUGGGGAGUUAAGAGGGCAGGUGGGACGCCUUCAAGAUGAAGUACGACACAGAGAUCUCCAGCUUCUGGAGUCUAGGGCCGAGCAGAAUAAAGACAAUGGUCAACAAGCUCUACACAGUUCUUGGCAGAGUAGUUUAAACCCUCUGGCAGCUUCAUCUCAGAGUACUGUACAUGCUAUGUCCCCCCAGACAACAGUACACACUCAUGAUUCAAGUAGUCAAGAGAGCCUUCACAAGUCUGCAGGUAACUGUUCUGACACAUUACCUCCACCCCCUCUUCACCUCCUCCAGGACAGUGAGUGUGAAGUUAGACCAGAUAUUAGGGAGUUGGAGAUAUGUCAUGCAUCGGAUCGCAGUAGUCUGAGUGCCGUCAAGAGUGCUUAUUCUACCGACGCGGCGAUAAAAGCCUACAGCGGACACCUGGGUUAUUUCCAGCAGCACGUAACGCCCGGUGAGAAGACCCGCGUGGAAGGACGCAAGCCUUGGGGAGAGAAUACAAAUGGCGCUGCUGGUAGUUGUGUGGUGCCUGAACAACCUUGGCAACCAGUAUCACCAUCUGAGAGUGAAGCAUGGAGUGAACCUGACAGAAAUGUGUCUUUAGCCAGAAUUGGCCUUGAUGCCUGCACCCUCGGAGGUGCCCCAGACAGAGCUCUGUCGCGCUCGCGUCAGCAGAGGACGUCGGCUGCCAUCACCUCAGAAUCUGACGGCGAGGCGGCGCACGAGGACACCGCCACCUGCACUGCCAACACCGCGCCCACACAAGGAAAGGUCUCCAAGCGACGAUCAGAUGUUGCAGAACUGCGGAAAGUGUCCACAAAACUUCGCGCCGUAGAACAACUGAACGACACCCUCCGUGCAGAACUGAACAUAUACCAGACACUGAGUCAACAGAUGGGUCAUGAACCACAAGAUCAGCAACAGAGACCAAUGACUAGUGAUAAGAGCGUCGAAACACACAAGGGCGAGACUGUGGAUGCCUCCGUGGGCGCCGAAGAGGUGCCCGCGUUGCCGCCUCCUCCACCGACGUUUGCAAUUCCCGCGCCUCUGUUAGACGAGAUCCGUGCUCUCCGCCUUAAGCUAGAAGAAGCGAUCGCCAAUAAUGAUCAUCUUCGUGAUCAACUUGAAGCAGCACUGACAGCUCAUCCACAAGAUGAAGCAAGGUUCUACCACCUUACUGCUGCUUUACAGACGGCUCAAGAGGAAAUGCGUGAAGCACGAGAUAGAUUACAGGGUUCUCAGGAAGCAGUUCGGGAGCAGCAGGAAAAAUAUAGCAAGAUAGAACUUAAACUUCAAGAGUGUGAGGGCCAUCUAGCACACUGUCAAGUACAACUGGAAGCUUCUCAGACUGAAGCAUCAGCUGCAAAAGCUGAUUUAUGUAAAGCUCAUCAACUUUUACAAGAGAAAGAGUCACUGAUAAAGGAACGUGAUGCACAGCUGGCAGAGAAAGAGCAAAGUAUCAGAGAAUUGGUAGAUAAAUCUGAUCAACUUGAAAAAGAUGCUGCAAACAACCCAGAUAAUGAUGAACAGCUGCAGAAAUUACAGUUAGAACUACAGAAGCAAGAAUCACGCUUAUUGCAGGUCAACAAAGAACGCCUGUCUCUCGUCGGGGAGCGGGCCUGCCUUCAGGCACAGUUGGCCUCGGCCUCCACCCACGCUCGUCUGCUUCAGGACGUGGAAGGAGCGGGAGAAGAGCACAUUUCCGUUCUUCAGCAACUUGAAGCCGAACGUGCUACGGUUGUUACUCUGCAACAAGAGCGAAAACAGCUGCUGACAGACAAGGAACAUUUUGAAAAGGAAAUGCAAGUCCUGCAGGAGGAAGUGGCAAGUUUACGAGCCAGAGUCGAACACCUGAUGUCUCGUCAGGCUCACGUCGCUCAACAGGCAGACAGUGAGAAAAAGAACACGAGAGAGUUAAGAAAUGAACACACGGCCUUACAGCGAGACCACAGCGAACUACAGUGUAAAGCUCAAAAUUUUGAGGUAGAAUUGAGAAACCUGAGAGAGAAGCAGAAAACAUCAGAAGACUCACAACAGUGUAUAAGUGAACAAACAACACUGGUGAAGCAACUCACUGCAGAACUGGAGUCAGAACGCUGCCUCACCUCAAACCUUCAGCUCCAGCUUGAGGUUGUUCGAGGCAGCACAUCACCAACUACUUCACAGUGUGAUGAUUCUGUAGUGCCACAUGCGAGUGACAGCCGGGCGUCACAUGAGAGUGUGACCAGCAUAGAGUUCUUCCACCCAUUACCUGAUCCAAGCGUACUGUGGAAAGGUAGAGAGACCUCACUCAGUCCCUCUUCUCGUGUAGAUAAAGAAAAAGGACGAGAGCGUCGUGCCUCGAGCAGCAGUCGCAGACGAGACGGCAGUAAACGGAUGAGCAGUCACCGGAGCGAGGAUAAAGAGAACCUCCACUGUACGACCACUACAGUGACCACUGCUGGCAACAGCAGCAAGAGAAACAGACGUUCUCACAGUGGCAACUCUGGUGAAGGGGUGUUCGCUGCCCAGCCACUAGUGCCUGAAGAAGAGGGUGAUGGGGGUACAACUUCUGGGGAAUCACCUGACCUGGGGAUUGGAUCAGACUAUCACUUUUCCAGCUUGGAGAGAGGGACCCGCACGCUCCGCUCUAUUGUACACACCGCUCGCGAUCUCCCGCCGCCUCCAUUGUGCUCCCAACCCAGUCUCCAGCAGUUCCUGAGUCACAGCGUCUUAAGUGUGGAGAAUCAACAGUUAAGGAUGGAGCGGGAUAACUUAUCGUCCAAAUUGGCGUCCACUAAAGAAACAUUGGAGGAAGCUCUAGAGAAGUUGUCGAAAGCAAAUCAGCGUAAAGAAAACGUAGAGAGAGCCAUCUGUAAACAACUGUACAAGACACACAAUGUACUGAAGAAGGCCAAAACACACCUCAAGCAAGCAAACUCCCUUCCCCAAUAAAUUUCAUAUCCAGAGUGAAGAGGAUAUUAGUUGUUAGUGAAAUGCAAAAUUUGUUUACCAGAUCAGUGUGAAAGUUACUGUUUUAAAGGUAAAGAAAGUCCAUAGUUGUGGUAGCCAUUGGUCUGUCCAGUAGAGUAACUAAUAUCCAUAAUUACCACCACAGUUAGCUCAGUCUAAAACAAUGUGUAGUGCAAGUGACAGCAUCGUCAGAACUGAAAAUGUCUACAUGUGGUAUUGAAUGUACUCGUGGUGAUGAGUGAGACAAUCUAAUAAUGGCUGUAUGACUCGUGUUGUGUGCCGUCCUCCGUGUUAUUCUCACCCGUACAGUUUGGCAAUAAGUGACGUAGAGCAAGGCAUCGGGUAUAUUCCCCGCUCUGUGAUAAUCAAUUGGAUCGAUCUUGGGGACGUGGUUUUUGUCCACUAGAACGGGAUGGCAUAUUAUUGUUGACAAAUUUUCAUACUGUACAUCUUAUUAUACAUAAAUGUUCAUAUUGUAUAUUUGGUGCUGAUCUGCGGGAGUCCAUCCUAAAGUUUUUGAUGUAUAAAUGGUAUUGUCAAUUACAGUACAGUACUGUAUCUUACACUUAUUAUAACAUGUUUGUGUCAGGUGAUUUGACCAACACAUAUCAGGUUUAUUCAUGAACAUUACUUAGUGUUAGAAUUUAUUGUAUUGGUUCCUUAUGGAAGCAUUUAUUCAUCACAGGUUCUAUUUUCUGUAGACAUUCCAACUUCAAGGAUCUAUGAGUUAGUUAUUGAUAUAUAUAUUAUCUUAAAUGUUGAUUAUUUCAGUCUUAGAUCUUAUUUAUUGAUUUUUCUCAUUGUUAUACUUUAAACAAUAUAAGUUUUUAAUGCAGUACUACAUUUAAAUAAUGUACUUUAUUGUCAACUUUAAACUAAGACUAAUAUUAAUAAAAUGCUUGAGAUUUUCAUAGCAAUAAUAAAGGUUAAUGAUAGUAAGUAACCUAACCUGGCGUUGAUGGUUUGGGCUAAGCUGUGAUGUUCUUAUCGUGGUGCUGCCGUUGAGGACUCCGCCACCGUGCGUCUCUUUCUGUUUGGUACCAGAAAUACGAUGUGUACGCAUAAUUCUUUGUCCUUUACAAGCAACUGCCCGCGAUUUCCCGCUCACAAAUACCUCUGCCGCCAAUCCAGUCUCUUGUAUUCAUUAUUGUAAUGUUUUUAGUACAGUAAGGACAUGGUGAAAAUAAUCCUGUGAUGAAGACUUGUUGACCUUUAUAAUCUUCCCUCAUGAGUUACAGAUGGAAGUGGUUAUAUAAUUGGUUGUAUUUUGGUACCUCACUUACCAGAUGUGAUUAUUAAACAUUAAUUUGUAUAUUUAGUACAUCAGGCAUGUAAGAAUAAUGUAUAAUAAUACAAGUGUGCUUGUAUACAACGGAAAUGUGUAUAUAUUUUGUACCGAGAUGGUCGUCUUCCAUUAUUAAUUAUGUACAAAGUAGGUUAAAAGUAUGUGUACACAGGCCUCAACAACUGAUAUGUAUUGUAUAGAUGGUGAUCUGAUAUGAAGCUUAAAGUAUCA